GCCACAUCGCACUUCAGCCGGCACCUGCUGCAUCCUUUAAUCCAUUUAUAUAUCUACACCUACACGUCUUCCCUAUUUCGAACCAACGACGACACUCACGAGCGCAAGCCGCACGCAUCGGCGUCGACACGACGUGCGUAGUCACCCGAGGCUUUGGCGGUCUAGCGAGCAUGCAGCCCAUGGACACGGGCACGAUGGACAUAGACCUCGCCGCCGUGCGGGCGCUGCGGGUGCUGGGCCGCGGCGCCAUGGGCACGGUGUUCCUCGUCGCCGGGACGUCCACGGAGCACUACGCGCUCAAGGUCUUCGACAAGCGCCGCUCCCCCGCUGCACGCGGCCAGGAGGACGCCGCACGGCGCGCGCGGUGGGAGGUGUCCGUGCUCUCCCGCCUCGCGCACCCGCACCUCCCGACGCUGCUCGGCCGCGCCGAGACGCCCGAGCUCCUGGCCUGGGCCAUGCCCUACUGCGCCGGCGGCGACCUCAACGACCUCCGCCGCGCGCAGCCCGACCGCGUCUUCUCCCCCGCUGCUGUCCGGUUCUACGCCGCCGAGCUCGUCUCCGCGCUCGCUGAGCUUCACGCCGCCGGGAUCGCGUACCGCGACCUCAAGCCCGAGAACGUCCUCGUCCGCGCCGAUGGUCACGUCACCCUCACCGACUUCGACCUCUCCCGCCUCCUCCCACCCAAGUCCCCUUCGGCCUCCACAUCCACGUCCGCCUCGUCGUCGUGCUCCUCGGCAACGCCGUCGCCGACGACGCCGAAGCCCCCCACACAAGGCCGGGGUCGACAGUACCGCCACCUGCGCCGAAUCUUCGCCAGAAGCGAGUCCGCGGUGGCUGCGUCGUCGUCCGGACAGGAGCCCCGCAACCUGGCAUGGUACCUCAACAGAAGCGACGGCGGCGUCGGCGACCAUCUCAAGAAGGCAAAGUCCGCGAGAGCGUCGACGCCAGCGAGCCGCAGCAAGGAAUACACCAGCUUCUCUUCAGCCACGAACGCCGGCGGGGCCGUCCCGUGCGAGAGGUCGUUCUCGUUCGUGGGCACGGAGGAGUACGUGGCGCCUGAGGUGGUACGCGGCGACGGGCACGAGUUCUCCGUCGACUGGUGGGCGCUCGGGGUGCUGGCUUACGAGAUGGCGUUCGGCAGGACGCCGUUCCGCGGCCGGAAUCGGAGGGAGACGUUCCGGAACGUGCUGCUCCGGGAGCCCGAGUUCUCCGCGGACGUCCAGCGGCGGUGGCCGGACUUCACCGACCUCAUCCUGCGCCUACUGGAUAAGGAUCCCGCGAGGAGGCUGGGGUUUUCAGGCGGCGCCGACGAGGUCAGGGCGCACCCGUUCUUCGCCGGGGUGGCGUGGGAAAUGCUCGGGGAGGUGUCGCGGCCGCCGCAUAUCCCGCCACCAGCUGAUGAAACUAUAGCCUGUCAGGGUUUCGGCGUGAUAGAGUACUUCCAGAAGCUUCACCAUCCUCAACCGCAGGCGAAUGAAUCGCCGGAGUUCUUGCCAGAGUUCUGACUUGUGACUCCCACCGUUAUUUUCACCAGCUCUGUCCCCGCCUCCUUAACUCUCGAUAAAUAUAUAUGUCCCCGCCUUCUUUCGUUUUGAA
Molecule: messenger RNA, 1596 nt
Organism: Lolium perenne
Lineage: Eukaryota; Viridiplantae; Streptophyta; Magnoliopsida; Poales; Poaceae
Product: serine/threonine-protein kinase UCNL
Biological process (GO): protein phosphorylation
Molecular function (GO): protein kinase activity; ATP binding
Source: RefSeq, a predicted model, not a curated record